Messenger RNA from Cannabis sativa, 1167 nucleotides. RefSeq lists its product as uncharacterized. Bases 215 to 754 code for a protein of 179 amino acids. Lineage: Eukaryota; Viridiplantae; Streptophyta; Magnoliopsida; Rosales; Cannabaceae. The transcript has a single exon. The record is from RefSeq and is a predicted model, not a curated record.
UAAGACUCUUUUUCUUUUAACUCUAAAAGAAAAAACACCACUCAUUAUAUCCUUAAAUUGUUAAUAAGGCAAACCCUUUAUUCUCCAUACCCUCCUUCAAAUAUCCUAAUAAAUUGUCUUAAUAAGACUACUACUCCAUUCCUCUCUAUCUUUUCUCAUAAUAAUUACUUUGUUAUUAUUGUAUCAUAUUAUUUCAUUCUAAAACUUACAAAAUAUGCCAAUGGCUGAGACAGUCAAGCCUAGUGGCUCAUCCUCAGAAGGAGGAGGAGGCCAACACCAAAAGAACAAACUCGAUCGCGAAGUUAGAGAUAUGGUGUCAGCCAUAACUAGUCGCCUUACCAACAUUCACAAAAUGAGCUCCAAUCAAGGCCAUGAUCACCAAAACAACGACGAUGAAGACGACGAUGACAAUGGUGUUAGGAUCAUCACUCUUGCGGGAACCAACACAGGCGCCACUCUACGUGGCGAGCUGGAUGACAACUCGGACGCCCUUCAUAAGGGCGUCGAGCCUCCCCUGCUCGGGGAGUCUGAGACCAUGAAGACAUAUGUUAAUAGCAACUUUCAAGCUGUUAACAACUCCAUCAUGAUGGGUGGAAGUUACAACACCAAUGAUCCUGGCGUCCAUGUAGAGAUCUCUGAUUUUGGUGAGCCUCAUGAGUCUAACAAUAAGCCUGAGUACAAGAGAGGAUGGAAAGGUAAGAAGAAGAGUAAGGAAGCUUUAAAAAGUGACCACAAAUCGUCUAGCUCUGACUGAGAGCUAAAUGAGUACGUAAAAAACAUAAAUGCAUGCAAGGGUGGCUGAAUUUUAAGCUAUUAUUAUUAUUAUAUAUGAUAUAUCUAUUAUACUUUACUUUGAAAUCUUUGAUUAUAUAGCCUUGAUGAAUUAAUAAUAUUACAAAUAAUGAGCCUUUUUUUGGCUAAAAUAGGAUGAUUUAAAUGCAGUUGAGAGUUGCUUGAGAGUGCUACCUCGGAAUAAGUUUGAUGGUUUUAAGCAUAGUGUAAUAUUUAAGAUUAAAAAAAUACAUUGCAUGUGAUUAUAUUAAACUAUAUCCUUAAAUGCUAUGUUGUGUUGUGAGUCAGGUCGAGCAAUAAAUUUCUUUAAGCUCUAAUUUGUACUGGUUGCUGUUGUUGAGAAAAACCAUAUUAUUCUAUUAAUUGAUUUUGUUA